Messenger RNA from Scophthalmus maximus (turbot), 2632 nucleotides. It is a transcript of the gene trim47, whose product is annotated as tripartite motif containing 47. The coding region runs from base 74 to 1507 and encodes 477 amino acids. NCBI's taxonomy places the organism in Eukaryota, Metazoa, Chordata, Actinopteri, Pleuronectiformes, Scophthalmidae. The record is from RefSeq and is a predicted model, not a curated record. The transcript has 8 exons. Gene Ontology annotation, molecular function: protein binding; zinc ion binding.
AUGUGGCCGCUUCCUCCCUCCUCCACUUCCUGCAGUAGUUGUUGUGCCGCCGCCGCCGCCGCACCGUGAAAACAUGGCGACCGCCGCCACCGGAGACGACCUGAAGAGAGAGCUGUCGUGCGCGAUCUGCCUGGACUUCUUCAAGGACCCCGUCAUCCUCAAGUGCGGUCACAACUUCUGCCGCUUCUGCAUCUGCAUGCACUGGGACGAGAAUGGCGGAGACUACGGGUACCAGUGCCCCCAGUGCCGGACGGUGUUCAACAAGAGGACCUUCACCAAGAACUACCUGGUGCAGAACCUGGUGGCCAAGCUGGACGACCUGGAGUGUCUGGGCUCCAGCUCGGCACUGCCCAAGCCCGUGAAGGUGGACGGCAAGUGCGAGCAUCACGGCGAGGAGCUGAAGCUCUACUGCCAGACUGACAAGAGGCCCAUCUGUGUGGUUUGCCGGGAGUCCAGAGCACACAGACUCCAUCAGGUGGCGCCGGUGACAGAAGUUGUAAAUGACAUGAAGAUGGAGUUGAAGCUGAGUCUAAUGGAGUACAACUGGCAGAAGUCUCAAUGUGUGAAAGUUAUUGCGGCUGAUGAGCGCACCAAAAGUGAAGUGCGGUUGAAGAAACAGAGACUCAAGGAGAAGAUUGAGGCGGACGUCGGCGCUCUGGUCCAGUUUCUGCUAGACGAGAGGGACUCGCUGCUCGAGAGCCUGGACGCCGAGGAAGUGGCCACCAUGGCCGUCCUGGACGACAACCUGAAAACUGUGGAGACGGAGGCGGCCGCUGUGGACAGAACCUUAUCUGAUAUCCACAGCCACAUCAGUGGGAAAAGUAGCUUUGAGAACAUUGCUAAGACAUUCAAUGAAGUCAUCCAAUGCAAGCCUUUUGCAUCCCUCGAGCCAGUCAACUGUCAGAUUGAGUUUACAGACUUCUCGGGGCCCUUCCAGCUCAUCAUGUGGAAGAAGAUGAUGCACGUGCUGCACACCAUGCCUCAGAACCUCACCUUGGACCCGGACACCGCUCACCCGAACCUGUACAUCUCGGACUUCGACACCAAGGUGGAGGAGGGCCGCAUCCGCAGCCAGGAGCCGGAAAUGCCGGGCCGCUUCACCCGCUUCUGCGGCGUGCUCGCCUUGCCCGAGUACGCCGGCGGCCAACACUACUGGGAGGUCGACGUGAGGGACAAGGGCGUGUGGUACCUGGGCGUCACCACGCUGUCCAGCAACAGGAAGGGCUUCGUCAGCCUCACCCCGUCCGCUGGAUACUGGAGCCUGUGUCUGCAGGACCGGCUGUACGCCAACGAGGAGGACGGGCGUAUCCUGGUCGCCGACUACUGGAACUCCCCCCGCGUCGGCGUGUACCUGGACUAUGACCACGGGCGCCUUAGUUUCUACGAUGCCGUCACGAUGAAGAGACUGUACAUGUUCGACACCUGCUUUGAGGAGCCCGUCAGCCCUUUCUUCAGCCCGGGGAAAAACGACCCGGGCAGCCGGCUGCAGAUAUGCCACUAUUACUGAGAGCGCAGCGACGGCGUCCUUCUAAGCUAAUUGUGUAAGAGUCAACCUGUGUAUGCCAGUGUUUCCUGAUUUGCUGUCGGCAAUGUUUUAAGGGUUUAGACACGCACUGUAGGCUUACACCCCCCUGACUGCUCUGCAGCGGGGGGCUCGGAGAGGUGCUCUGCUGUUUUUAUAUCACCGUGUCUGGCGGGAUACAGACGCCUCGCAUGCUCUUGGCGAUUAGAGCUUUACUGUACAUAAAACAAAAUGUUUGGCCAAGUUUACUCCAGGCAGGGUCGGUGCUCCUGCCCCGCCGGGUAGACCCUUGAGAUAUCACAUUGAUACUUGUUGCCAGUUUUAAGAUUCCCCUCAUUCAUUUUAGACUGAAGAAGAGUCGCUCUGUGCCGACGGUGGAUCAGAAUCGCGUGAGCCAAAUGUGUUCGUCUUUUUACUGCGAUUUCUGCUCUCGGAGGAUGAUUUGACCUCCAGGAACCAACGGCUCAGGUUGUUAGUUUUGUUGAUUUCAACAUCAGAACAGAUAAUUUUAACUUUUUUAAAAUCAUCUUUACUCAUCCUUUUAUUUAUUUUUUUUAAAUUCUGCACACUUUCACUUCUCUGUGGUAUUGCUCUGCGUCACUUUUCACUGCUUGUUUUUGUGAGCAGUCUUACUGAUGGCGUGUUUAGCUUUUGUUUACGCCUGCAUUUGUCCCUUAAUAUAUGACUGGUUGAACCUGUAGUUGUUGUAAAAUACAUUCCAUCACAGUCAGGAUUCGCCUCCAUGAGCUUGGGGGACUGGACUAAAACAAAAAGCUUAAUCUGAAAAAAAUGAAUAUUUGGACAAUUGUAUGAAUUUUUGUCCUUUUUUUUCCUUCUUAAAUGUACGAUUUACACAUUCUGAAGAUUAUAAUCGUCAUGGAUUUUUAUUUUUUUGCUUCUGCACUCGCCAUCUUACACAGUCAGUGAUAAUAUUUGAGGAGACCAACGGUCGAUCUCAAAAGACUGCUUUUUAUUUUCCUCAAAUGUUGUCUCCAAAAUGCUGUACCUCAGUUAAUACCUAUACAUUUAAGCUGAUUUUCACUUGUGUUCAGCUACGCCGUUUUUUGAGAUGUCUUAUUAAGUGUGACAUAAAAAAAUGAUCUUGGUAAA